This is a messenger RNA of Amphimedon queenslandica, 535 nucleotides long. RefSeq lists its product as uncharacterized. Lineage: Eukaryota; Metazoa; Porifera; Demospongiae; Haplosclerida; Niphatidae. The record is from RefSeq and is a predicted model, not a curated record. The annotation marks the transcript as partial. The transcript has 3 exons. Gene Ontology annotation, molecular function: protein binding. Gene Ontology annotation, biological process: signal transduction.
GUUAGUCAGGGAAAAAUUGAUGACUAUGGCAGCAAGUCUCCUCCUGACUUCCCAGGAUGUACAAUUGAAAUCACAGCUGAACCUGGUGAAGGUGCAGAUAGAUUAAUUUAUCCUGUACCAUUGAGAGGAAUUAAAUCUGAUAACAUGGAAUUAAACAUUGUAUUAAAAACUGAUAUUGAAACACUCACUGAUACACUGCUUGAUAUUAGAGAUCUUGUUACAGUCCUUCAAGAAUUAACAUCAAAUCAACAGUUUGAUUAUGCUAACAACUGGAAACAGUUAGGCCUGUACUUAGGAUUAUACCAACCUACACUAAAAGCAAUUGAAGUAAACUGCAGAGGACAAGUGAAGGAGUGUCUAAUGGAGUGUCUAUCUUCCUGGCUAAAGGGAGAGGAUGGAGUAAGAGAGACAAGAGGAGGUGGAUCAAACUGGAUAUCAUUAGUAGCAGCACUAGAUGCAAUGGGAGAGAGGGAGGUUGCUGAUAACAUUAGAAUAAAGUAUAACCUAUAAACUACAGUAAUACUUAGUAGCUGUU